UUAUGGGUGCCAGAAUGGUAAGAAAAAGAGUGCGUGUGACUGUGAAGGAACUCAACUACAAAAACACUGCUCUCCUCCUUCCGGUGUUGGAACACUUUCACAAGCACUUUGCAAAAAAGAAUACGUUUUCUUUUCCCUUAGCAUGGCCAGACCACAACAGCGAUAUCGAGGCGUCCGACAAAGGCAUUGGGGAUCUUGGGUCUCUGAAAUUCGGCACCCUCUAUUGAAGACGAGGAUAUGGCUCGGCACAUUUGAAACGGCAGAAGAUGCAGCCAGAGCUUACGAUGAAGCAGCGAGGCUGAUGUGUGGUCCGAGAGCAAGAACUAAUUUUCCUUACAACCCCAAUGCGUCUCAGUCUUCGUCUUCUAAGCUUCUCUCAGCAACUCUGACCGCUAAACUGCAUAGAUGUUACAUGGCUUCGCUUCAAAUGACGAGACCUCCGGUACCGGAACCUCCACGAGUAACUUCGCCGAAUGUUGUGUCCACGAGCACAAUAACCUCCUCCUCCGUGAAAAGCAGAGAAACCGAUAUUACAAUGUUGGGACGGAAGAAAGCAAAAGAGGCGGAGGAGGAAGAAUCAGAGGCGAAGUGGGGUGUGAAGAAGGUGGAAAGUGGUGAGCACUUCAAGCCUCUUGAAGAGGAUCAUAUAGAGCAAAUGAUCGAGGAGCUUCUCGAUUAUGGGUCCAUCGAGCUCCGCCCUGCCAUGCCACCUCAGUAAUGUUGCCUCCUUAAUAUGUUCAACAUUUUGCUACUUCAAAUUCUUCUAGGCAAAGCCGCUUAUAUUCUACCAAUUAACCCAUUUUUCUAAGUCCCCAGCCUCGUGAAGUGCAUUAAUUAUUUCCCCUCCAGAUUCUCCAGGAAGCCUUCCAAGUAACCCGUUAUUAGAUAGUGCUAUAUGUACAGGCACAGCCAAUUAUGUUAUGGUCUAUGAAGUCGUUGUUUAUGUUCCGUGGCCUUGUUCUCAGAUUAUAGCCUCUGCAAUUAGCGUUUGUAGUGGCAGAUUGCAGAGUUACUCUGAAAUGUAAGGGAAGGUCUGUCAAAGGGCACAGCUUUUUAGAAAGUGGCCGUAUCCCUCUAUUUCAAACAAUGGAGAAUUUUAUGCACC
Molecule: messenger RNA, 1105 nt
Organism: Prosopis cineraria
Lineage: Eukaryota; Viridiplantae; Streptophyta; Magnoliopsida; Fabales; Fabaceae
Product: protein PPLZ02-like
Exons: 2
Coding region: 143-718 (191 amino acids)
Biological process (GO): regulation of DNA-templated transcription
Molecular function (GO): DNA-binding transcription factor activity; DNA binding
Source: RefSeq, a predicted model, not a curated record